Molecule: messenger RNA, 1012 nt
Organism: Parus major (Great Tit)
Lineage: Eukaryota; Metazoa; Chordata; Aves; Passeriformes; Paridae
Gene: ELP3
Product: elongator acetyltransferase complex subunit 3
Exons: 7
Coding region: 99-776 (225 amino acids)
Biological process (GO): tRNA wobble base 5-methoxycarbonylmethyl-2-thiouridinylation
Cellular component (GO): cytoplasm; elongator holoenzyme complex; nucleus
Molecular function (GO): catalytic activity; iron-sulfur cluster binding
Source: RefSeq, a predicted model, not a curated record
AUGCCCCAGCAGCCCCAGCCCUGCAGGAAACUGUUGGAUUUUGGUGAUUUCAGCGGGAAUUUCUGCGAUUUCUCCGGCAGAUCGCCGUGGUGGCCGUGAUGUGCAAACCCCACCGCUGCCCCCACAUCAACUUCACGGGCAACAUCUGUGUGUACUGCCCAGGGGGUCCUGACUCUGAUUUUGAAUAUUCCACCCAGUCCUACACAGGAUACGAGCCAACAUCCAUGAGGGCCAUCCGGGCCCGGUACGAUCCUUACCUCCAGACAAGGCACAGAGUGGAGCAGCUGAAGCAGCUGGGUCACAGCGUGGACAAAGUGGAAUUUAUCGUGAUGGGUGGGACUUUCAUGGCUUUACCUGAGGAUUACAGAGAUUAUUUCAUCAGGAACCUGCACGACGCCUUGUCGGGUCACACUUCCAACAGCGUGGCAGAGGCCGUCAGGUACUCGGAGCGGAGCCUGACCAAGUGCGUGGGGAUGACGAUCGAGACGCGGCCGGAUUACUGCCUGCGGCAGCACCUCAGCUCCAUGCUCUCCUACGGCUGCACCCGCCUGGAGAUCGGCGUGCAGAGCGUCUACGAGGACGUGGCCAGGGACACCAACAGGGGUCACACGGUGAAGGCCGUGUGCGAGUCCUUCCACCUGGCCAAGGACGCCGGAUUUAAGGUGGUGGCCCACAUGAUGCCAGACCUGCCCAACAUGGGGCUGGACAGGGACAUGGACCAGUUUUAUCUUGUGGACGUGGAAUUUUCAUGGAAUUACUUCACAGCGAAACCUUGAAUCCUCUCCCUCCACAUCUCACGGAAUUCAUGGAUUCUGUGGGAGUUCUGUGGGAUUGGGCUGGAAUUUGGGGUGGAAAAAUAGGAAUAAUAACAAAAAAAACCCGGAAAGAGCCAACCCCAGGCAGGUUCAACCCAAAAUCCCAGAUAUUUGCAAGGUGGAAAACCGAGGAGUAUUUGUAAUUAAUUAAUUUAAUAAUAAUUAUCCUUUGCUGCCUAUUGGUGAUGAGAGGUUAA